GAGGAAACCAUAGCCUCAGGGUUAGCAAAGACCGGAACCUGAUUUCUGCACGCUUUGUCGCGCGUAGGACGACAGUUUGGACGCACAUUUCUGAUUAAAAGCAGGUGCGGCUACGGGACUGAGCGAGAAGUUCCCAGAAGAGCCGUACAGACCUGAUGACCGCGCAGCGGGUCUGGUGGGAAGCAGGGUGCGGCCGCGCGUUUCCGGUGCCCAGCUUCCGGCUCCGGGUCCGGGCCUGGGGCAGAGGCGGAGCCACCGCCCGCCGCGACUUUCAGACUCGCGCUAUGGCUACGCGCUGGUGGUGCUGGCGGCGGGGCUGCUCCUGGAGGCCGGCCGUCCGGAGCCCGCGGCCGGGACACCCUGGCUGUGCGGGACUGCUCGGGACGCGCGCCGCCUCGGACACCCGCGCGCAGAUGCCCUAUUUUAACCUAGUAAAGACUUUAACAUCGGUCCCAAGUGUGCAUAGUAUAUCACAGUUCCAUCAAAGGACACCAGCCGUGUGCUGUUGUAGUCAGACACAGAGUGGUGAGAAAUACGCCGAUCCUUUCAAACUCGGCUGGAGAGACUUGAAAGGUCUGUAUGAAGACAUUAGAAAGGAGCUGUGCAUCUCCACCAAAGAAUUGAAGGACAUGUCCGAAUACUACUUUGAUGGCAAAGGAAAAGCCUUUAGACCGAUUAUUGUGGUGCUAAUGGCCCGAGCGUGUAAUAUUCAUCAUAAUAACUCACGAGAUAUGCAAGCCAACCAGCGCUCCAUAGCCUUAAUUGCAGAAAUGAUCCACACUGCUAGUCUGGUUCAUGAUGACGUUAUUGACGAUGCAAGUUCUCGAAGAGGAAAACAUACAGUUAAUAAAAUCUGGGGUGAAAAAAAGGCUGUUCUUGCCGGAGAUUUAAUUCUUUCUGCAGCAUCCAUAGUUCUGGCACGGAUUGGAAACACAGCUGUUACAUCUAUUUUAACCCAAGUUAUUGAAGAUUUGGUGCGUGGUGAAUUUCUUCAGCUAGGGUCGAAAGAAAAUGAGAAUGAAAGGUUUGCCCACUACCUUGAAAAGACCUUCAAGAAGACGGCCAGUCUGAUAGCCAACAGUUGUAAAGCAGUCUCUGUCCUGAGUUGCCCUGACCCAGUAGUCCAUGAGAUUGCCUAUCAGUAUGGGAAAAACAUUGGAAUAGCUUUUCAGCUCAUAGAUGAUGUAUUGGACUUCACCUCAUGUUCUGACCAGAUGGGCAAGCCAACAUCUGCAGACCUGAAGCUAGGCUUAGCCACGGGCCCUGUCUUGUUUGCUUGCCAGCAGUUCCCAGAAAUGAAUGCUAUGAUAAUGAGACGGUUCAGUUUGCCAGGAGAUGUGGACAGAGCGCGACAAUAUGUAUUACAGAGUGAUGGCGUUCAACAAACAACCUACCUCGCCCAGCAGUACUGCCAUGAAGCAGUGAGAGAGAUCAGGAAACUUAGACCAUCCACAGAAAGGGAUGCCCUCAUCCAGCUUUCUGAAAGUGUGCUCACAAGAGAUAAAUGACAAUUCUUCCUGUUCUUUCUGGCAGCUAUUUUACCAGACUGUGCCUAAUGAAUUUUGUGAAACACUAUUUGCUUCAUGUGCAGAUAACCAAAAAUCACUUUAGGAAAUAAUUUCAACCUUAUUGAUGGGCAAUUUUUUUUUAUUGGCAAAGUUUUUCAGAAAACUUUUUAAAUGUAAUUAAACCAGUGUCAUUAUAGUCCUAUAAAUUCUAAUCGAGGUAUCCUGAUGGUUAUGUGUGGUCCUGUUUACAUUGUUAAUGCCCACAUGUAAAGCCAUUACACAAAUAAAUAAUCAACGUUAAAAUUCAA
Molecule: messenger RNA, 1816 nt
Organism: Mesocricetus auratus (golden hamster)
Lineage: Eukaryota; Metazoa; Chordata; Mammalia; Rodentia; Cricetidae
Gene: Pdss1
Product: decaprenyl diphosphate synthase subunit 1
Exons: 11
Coding region: 156-1508 (450 amino acids)
Biological process (GO): ubiquinone biosynthetic process; isoprenoid biosynthetic process
Cellular component (GO): transferase complex; mitochondrion
Molecular function (GO): prenyltransferase activity
Source: RefSeq, a predicted model, not a curated record